CCCCUGGCAGACGCCGGUAUCGCUGCCGAUGGCACGAGCUUGACUGGCUGGUAAGACUUGGCUGCCUCUCGACGUCGAUCACAGCCUGAGGUCGAUGAUACGAAAUUAUCGGCAACGCGUCAGUGCUCUGGCGGCGCGUGUCCAAGUCAGCGUGUAUAGCUUCGACCUCUCCGCAUGGCACUGGGAAGCGAUAAAGGCAGGCACGGGUCGCCUCGCACCUCGUUGUCUUGUUCUCCGACAUGUCUAUGUCAGAUGCCAUUGCAGUCACCCCCUCCACAGCCCGUCCUCCUCCUCCUUACACUCCGACGGUCGAGAAGGAUUCCAUCACUCGAUUGAAGGAGCAUUUCGCUUCGUUAGCCAAUGACCAUGCGGAAGUACAGAGGUUGUUCAACUCCGUCGCCAACCAGCUGGAAUCUCUGGAUCAGAUUGGACAGCAUCAUCCACUCUAUGAGGAAUGGAGUACUCUGAGUCAGCAACACCGAAGGCUCCACCGUUCUUCAGUUCAGAACGCGGGAAGAUGCGCCAGCUUUCUAACCAACUUUGACGAAGUGAUCAGACCAUUGUCCCAAUCAGACGGGAUGUCUGUACAGGGGAAGAUAUUUAUGAUUGGCAAGUUUCGCGAUGCUGUACAGAUUCAUAAGGCGGCUGCACGAAGCACGGCGAACGAGUUCAUUCAGGUUGGCGAAACCAUCGAGGCUUUCAAGCUGAAGAUCGCGGGCGCCUUACGUCAACAUGCUGAGCCGUCGAAUAUCUGGGCGCACAUCUGGACUGGUUUGGAGCAUCUUCUGAUGAAUGUGUGGCAGGCAUUGCAGAAGUUGCUGAAUGAGAUGAUCAACGUGAUUAGAUCUACAGCCAUGCGCAUCAAGAGAAUACGUGUCUCAUGCAUUGUUCAGAUCGUGAUCGAGAUGGAUGAGUUGCCGAACUCUCGAAUGACCGACGCACAGGCAAAAGCGAGAGUCACGACUACCUCUGAUAUCAGAGACAACAUCGACGAUCUCACCAGCAGACUCUCCGUCUUCCACGAUGUCUGGAAUGUCGUGGAUGCUGCAUGUGAGGACCUGACAGUAGAUUUGGAGCUCGCGCGAGCGACAAUCCGUCAAUCUGGACCCCGAGACGCCAAUCUCCAGUCUGCGCGUUCGGUCUACAUUGUCUUGAGGGAGUGCAUGCGCGCAUAUUCUCAGAACAGGCCUCCGAGAUUCUGAUGUUCCUCUGCAAUUACUCGUCCAUCGCUUUGAAAGCGUGCUUGAUUGUCCUGUACGUACCACAAUUGUGAGCCUCUGGCUCUCAUCGUCAAUGCUAUUAUUCUUUUCACCUCACUGUCCCUGUUAAGUGUCGUCAGUAUGAUAUGUU
Messenger RNA from Laetiporus sulphureus 93-53, 1350 nucleotides. RefSeq lists its product as uncharacterized. NCBI's taxonomy places the organism in Eukaryota, Fungi, Basidiomycota, Agaricomycetes, Polyporales, Laetiporaceae. The transcript has 10 exons. The record is from RefSeq and is a predicted model, not a curated record. The coding region runs from base 240 to 1202 and encodes 320 amino acids.